AUGUCGAUGCCGAUGGCAUUAGAUGGAAAAAAUAAUAAUUAUAUAGGAAAUUGUGAUGAUGGUAAUCUUAAAAAUAAUGAUUUAGCAUUAGAUAUUGGAAAAGAUAAUUCUAAUAUUGAUAAUACUUUAGCAUUAGAUGGGAUGAUAACGUUGAUAAUAUUAGCAUUAGAUGGGAGGGAUGAAGAUAAUAAUAAUAUUAGUGAAGAGGAUGAUAUUGAUGAUAAUAUUAAUAAUACUUUAGAUGGGAAUAGUGAUUAUAAUGAUGAAUUUUUUAAUGAUGUUUUCCCAUCAGAUGGGGAUGCGAAUGUAGGUUAUGACAUUUAUUAUGAUCAUUUAACAUUAGACGAGAAUGAAGUUACUAUGGCAUUAGAAAAUUUGAUAUUAGAUCUAGGGAGUUUACUAUCAGAUAGAGAUACUUCAACAUUGGAAAGGAAUACUUAG
Messenger RNA from Diversispora eburnea, 441 nucleotides. Lineage: Eukaryota; Fungi; Glomeromycota; Glomeromycetes; Diversisporales; Diversisporaceae. The record is from the annotation of a GenBank genome assembly.